AUGGCCGAGUCUUUUCUUAUCGACAUUGCAGAAAAUGUUUUCAGGAAGUUGGGCUUUCUUGCUCUUGAAGAAUUUUCCUUCGCAUGGGGACUCAGAAGCGAUCUUGAAAAAAUUAAAAAGAUCUUAGUCGUCAUCAAUGCCGUGCUUUUCGACGCCGAGCAGCAUCAGUUACGGAGUCAACAGAUAGAGUUUUGGCUGGGGAUGCUCAAAGAUGUCCUUUAUGAUGCAGAAGAUGUGGUGGAUGAGUUUGAAUGUGAAGCCUUACGAAGGAAAGUGGUCGAGUCAGGGAACACCACACGAAAGGUACGCCGAUUCUUUUCUAGCUCUAAUCCACUUGCAUUCCGCUUUAGAAUGGGACACAAACUAAAGAAGAUUAGAGAGAGGGUAGCUGAAAUCGCUGCUCUUAAGUCUGAUUUUGGUCUCACCGAGAGGAUUUUCGAUAGGCAUGUCAUUCAUAGGGAGAGGGAGAUGACCCACUCCUUUGUGGAUGCUUCUAAUGUCAUUGGGAGGGACGAAGAUAAAGAGAACAUCAUUGAAAUGUUGCUGCAAUCUUUUGAUAGCAAAAAUGUCUCCAUUAUUCCUGUAGUUGGAAUAGGUGGUCUGGGGAAAACUACACUUGCUAAGUUGGUGUUCAAUGAUCAAAGGGUGAUUAGUCAUUUCGAGGAGAAACUAUGGGUGUGUGUUUCAGAAGUCUUUGAAUUAGAAAAGGUUAUAAUUAAAAUUCUGAGCUCUGCAUCUCCUGGUCAAAGAUAUAUGGAUCUGGAUAUAGACGAGCUGCAAAGAGCCUUGCGACAGGCUUUGGAUGGAAGGAAAUAUUUACUCAUCCUAGAUGAUGUUUGGAGUGAGGACCCUAGAAAAUGGCUGGAAUUAAAAGCUUUGUUAAUGAGAGGUGCUAAUGGAAGUAAAAUUUUAGUCACCACUCGAAGCAGCCGUGUUGCUUCCAUUAUGGGCACAGACUCUGCAUACGAUUUGAAUGAUCUUCCUUACCAGCAUUGCUUGUCUUUGUUUUUUAGAAGUGCAUUUAAGGGUGAGCAAGAAAAACAAAAUCCAAACCUGAUAAGAAUUGGGGAAGAAAUUGUGAGAAAAUGCAAGGGAAUUCCAUUGGCAGUGAUAACUCUGGCAACUCUGCUGUACUCUGUAACCGAUGAACAUGAUUGGGAAUUUAUAAGAGAUAAUGAAAUAUGGAAAUUGGAACAGAAAGAAAAGGAUAUUUUGCCUGCUUUAAGAUUGAGUUAUGAACAAUUGCCAUCUCACUUAAAAAGAUGCUUCGCUUAUUGUUCAGUUUUUCCAAAGGAUUACAUAUUUUACGAUCCUGAAUUGGUUUAUACUUGGAUGGCACAAGGACUUGUUCAAUCUUGCAAUGAAAAUGAAGAGUUAGAAGAUGUUGGCUUUCGCUAUUUUAAGGAGUUAUGUAAUAGAUGUUUCUUUCAAGAUUUUAGGGAGGAUCCAGGCGAUGUUCAGUGUAAAAUGCAUGAUCUAAUGCAUGAUCUCGCAUCAUCAGUGACACAAAAUGAAUCCUCAGCAAUAAUCUCCAGCUCUCAACAGGUUUCCAAAAACGUUCGAUACUUACCUUUUCUUUAUCCUGAAUUACUUCCUGAGGAUCUUCCUAUACCCUUUCAAAACCUUGAUCAGGUGCGAACCAUUUCUUUUUUAAAUGAAAGGAGAGAAGGGGUUAGUAGUGAAGUAUUCAUUGAUGCAUGUUUCUUAAGAUGUCAGUACUUGAGAGUCGCGGAUUUGGCUUAUUCAAAGUUUGAGUUACUACCGAGAAGAAUAGGCAAUUUGAAGCAUUUGAAAUAUCUUAGUUUAUGGAACACUUUUUUCCUCAAAAGACUUCCUAAUUCCAUAUGCAAGCUACAAUGCUUGCAAGCGCUAGUACUUGGUGGAUGUGACGAACUUGAGGAGUUGCCCAGAGAUAUGAAGAACAUGGUUAACCUUAGAUUGCUUUGGAUAACUACAAAGCAAAAGUAUUUACCACCUGGAGGAUUGGGUUGCCUAAAGUCUCUUCGAUUUUUGUUCAUUACUGGUUGCGAAAAUCUACAAUAUUUGUUUGAAGACUUGCAUGGCCUGACAAAUCUUCGAAGAUUGUUCAUUGGUGGUUGUGACAGUUUGAUCUCCUUGCCGCAAAGUAUUAAAUUCCUAACAACAUUAAAGAUUCUCAAUAUUGCCAAUUGUGAAAACCUUGAUUUGGCAAUGGAGGAAGUAGAAGAUAAUCAACACCCAAGUCCAUUCAGUCUCCAAAAAUUAGAGAUCAUUAACAUACCAAAAUUAUUGGAAUUCCCACCAUGGCUGAUUCGAGAAUCAAUCAACAGUUUAAAAGUCUUGAAAAUUACAGAUUGUGACAACCUUAGAGAAUCACCAGAACCUCUACAAAACAUUGCAACACUCGAAGAACUUUUGAUCUAUGGCUGUCCUAUGUUAAAUAAUGAACGCCUACAGAAUAUAUUAGGUCCAAUUCAAUUAUUGUUGUAG
Molecule: messenger RNA, 2469 nt
Organism: Hevea brasiliensis (rubber tree)
Lineage: Eukaryota; Viridiplantae; Streptophyta; Magnoliopsida; Malpighiales; Euphorbiaceae
Product: putative disease resistance protein RGA1
Exons: 3
Coding region: 1-2469 (822 amino acids)
Biological process (GO): defense response to other organism
Molecular function (GO): ADP binding
Source: RefSeq, a predicted model, not a curated record